Messenger RNA from Cajanus cajan (pigeon pea), 1542 nucleotides. Its product is annotated as poor homologous synapsis 1. Lineage: Eukaryota; Viridiplantae; Streptophyta; Magnoliopsida; Fabales; Fabaceae. The record is from RefSeq and is a predicted model, not a curated record.
GGAGCGUUGGUGGUUGGGAAAAUGGAGUUGGGUGGGGAGAGAAAGGGUUCGGGAUUGAUGAGAAGUUUCAUGGUGUUCGAGUAUUGGUUCCUUGGGUACUCCGCGAAAGAGAAGACACAAAGGUCAGGGCUAGCUUGGAGUUGAGGUGUCUGCUGCGGGGAGCUUUGAUUCUCGUGUUAGGGUUACCAUUUUAGCAAGUCAGGGCUAGCUUGGAGUUGAGGUGUCCGCUGCGGGGAGCUUUGAUCCUCGUGUUAGGGUUACCAUUUUAGAGAGCAUUGGGAAUUUGGAAAGGAAAGAAAGUUGAAAAUGGCGGGCAGUGGUGCAUUGGCAUUGAUGAAGCAGUCGGAGUCGGCGAGAGAGGAGUGGGAGAUCUGCUUCGGGCGGUUCAUCCCGUAUCCGAGUCUGUGUUCGGAUCUGCUCCCUCUCCCUCCUCGGGUCCGCAACCUCCCUCCCCGCGGCAACUGGAUCUCCUCCUCCUCCGUGGCCUUCCUCCGCCUCUCCCACCUCCUCCUCACCGUCUCCUUCAACGCCACACUCCUCGAAGAGCACCACGUCUCCAAGCUGCAUUUCACCUGGCCUCAGGUCUCCUGCGUCUCCGGUUACCCUGCCAGGGGCAUCAGAACUGUGCUUGUUAGCUACAGAGAUUCCCAUGGCCAGAUUCAAAAGUUUGCUAUGCGGUUUCCAUCAAUCUAUGAAGCAGAGUCAUUUAUGGAUGUUUUGAAGGAGAUUCUGAAAGAUGACAUGGACCCAGAACCUUUGAAUACUGACUUUGGUUCUGAAAUUUCGUCCCAGUCAGAAUUCAUGUCAUCAAACAAGCACUCGCACAGAGCUUGUGAGGAACUGAGCUUUAUGACUCCGGUUGACAAUUACAUUCCACAACUUCCACUAUGUGUGAAUAAUGUGGGGGAGCAACCUUCGGGAUCCCAAGAAAAGGGAACAACACCUGGUCACAACUUUGAAGGCUUGCUCCCAGCCUUGCCACCCAGUUUUGCUGCACUACUGAUGGAUUGCUCUGAGAACAACCAUGCUCAACCAACUGUUUCCGAGGAAAUUGAACUCAAAUCCCAAAUUGUGAGGUACAUGGAAGAUUCUUCCUUCCAAGAUAUGUUGGUCAAGGUGGAGAAAGUUAUCAGCGAAUUGGGGGGUGAUAUGUCCCUAUAAUGUCCAGGGCAUUGAAAAUGCAUAACGAGCAGCUUAGCAUCAAUUGGCUUACUGAAUACUGAACCAUGGGAACCACCACAUAUUGCCCAAAAAAUGUACAGCGGAUUUGUUUCUCUCCUUCCAUUCUUUCUUCACUAUGUACAGUGCAGCUGAGAUACUCAUUCUAGUCUAAAGUUUGUCUUGGAUUCUUUUAUUGUUCAGCAAAUAGCAAUGUCAGAGAAAAGGCAAUGUAUGAUAGAUCAAAGUUUAGCUAGUGAAAACAUAUCAAGUGGUUUCUGUUUAAGAAAUCCAAGUCAAAACAGUGAUCUCAGAAUAAUUUUAAUCUAAUAUAGUACAAGAAUCUAAAUAUUGAGUUUUUCUCCACUUUGUCACCAGAUGGUA